Messenger RNA from Patella vulgata (common limpet), 15937 nucleotides. RefSeq names its product protein capicua homolog. Lineage: Eukaryota; Metazoa; Mollusca; Gastropoda; Patellidae. Gene Ontology annotation, cellular component: nucleus. Gene Ontology annotation, biological process: regulation of transcription by RNA polymerase II. Gene Ontology annotation, molecular function: DNA-binding transcription factor activity, RNA polymerase II-specific; RNA polymerase II transcription regulatory region sequence-specific DNA binding. The transcript is spliced from 18 exons. The record is from RefSeq and is a predicted model, not a curated record. The coding region runs from base 159 to 7514 and encodes 2451 amino acids.
AAUAUUGUUAAUUUUUGGCCCUUAUGCUCAUUCAACAUUUUUGGUUUAUGUUGGCCAGCCAUUUUAUAGCUGGCUGUUUUUAGUACGUAGAAUAUGGAAGAUAUUGAAGAAUAAUGCGACAUGUGACUACAUAAGAAGGCAACAGAAGUGCUUUCAAUAUGACCCGUAGAAACGAGGCCCGCGCCAGAAGAGGGCGCUCAAACAGUUCUUCACCAAACAGACGAGGAGGGACUAAAUCCCGCCGACGCAAUCCAGGAAAUAAUAAUAAUAACAGUAACGAAGACAGCAAAGACAGUACAAAAGAGGAAAAACCCGACACCCCUUCGUCAAAGAUUGAUUCAGACACAUCAGAAGAAAGUACUGGAAGUAAGAGAAUAAGUCAGAGAAACGCAGGUAAAGAAUCUGAGUCAAAGAAGCCCAUUUCCACGCCAAAACAAACCACAACAUCAACAACGGUAAAGACCCGUCCGGCGAGAAAGACUAGCACAGAAUCGAAAGUUAAAGAUGAACAACAAGUUGAAGAUAAAGUCAUCAGCACAAGUACGCCAAAUCAAUCAGUCAUAGUCCCGGUAUCACAUAGUCAAUCACCAAUUGUAUCACCAGUUCUAUCGCCGUCAACAUCUAAUGUUUUGCAACACACAGAGACAACAACAAAAAUAGAACCACCGUUUCCAUCUAUUGAAAUGAGAAAUUUAAACGAUAAUAAACCGCCAGUCAUGAUCGAUCUGUCUAAAAGAGUCAUUGCCAAGCCACCCAAAAAACGUAAGGCUGAUUUAGAUUCUGAAACCUUUUCAUCUCCCCCUCCCUUAAAAAAGCGCCCCUCGAUUGAUUUAGAAGAAUGGAAAAAUCAGCGUAUUUUAGCGAGAAAGAAUGGAACGUAUGUUCCGGGGAUGAUCAAAGCCGUGAAAAACACAGGAAGUUUAGGUAUUUUGUUGGAUGACGAUAAAACUUUGACAAGUUAUAGCAAUAUAUUUGAUUCGCCGAUACCAGACAUUAUUAGUGAUCAUAGUCCAAUGGGGGGUAUGAUUAGUACGGGGGCAAAAGUGUGUGUAAGAAUUAACGCAGAAACUAAUGUAUUUUAUCCUGGCUUCAUUAUGGAGAAAAAAGUUAAUCCUAUCUCGUAUAAAGUUAAACUAGAAAGCAAACCAGUGGAAGCUCCAGCGGAAGUGACAGUAUCCCGAGCGAAUUUACGAUUGCUUCAGCCUCCCUGGUACGAAGACAUGGAGGAGAGUAUGAUGGAACUAGAAACUCAGAAGGCCGGCUUGCAAGAUUUGAGAAGUCCUGUGAGCGUGAGAACUGAUCAACACAGCACACCAGUUACACCGCUGUUAGAUCAAGGGGAGACAACCGACGACGAGAUGAAUGAUUUGGAGGAGGUUAACUUUGAUUCUUCUGGGAUGAGCACACCAAGAUCUGGUAGUGCUACUCCUGGUUCUGGAACACGAUCACAGAACGGCAGAGAUAGAAAUCGUCAGAUACCUAAGAAACGAGACUCGGCUCGCAGUAGAAGUGCUCAAUCGACAGAGAGUAGUCGCUGCAGUACACCAAGGUCUCCGAACUCAGCUUUAAAAUACAAGAAAGGUGACGUGGUUAGUGCAGCGAACGGAAUUCGCAAAAAGUUCAAUGGCAAGCAGUGGCGUAGACUGUGCUCAAAGGAGGGAUGUACAAAGGAAUCUCAAAGAAGAGGAUUUUGUUCUCGGCAUUUAUCACUUAAAGGCAAAGGUUUGCGCCAACCAAACUUCCCUGGAUGUAGAAAGGGAGAGUUAAAGGAGGGAGGUCAUAUUGAGUGGACAGACAAUUCGCGAGAAGGGGAGUAUCAGCAUCGGUACGAUAGUAUAGAUGAAACAGAAGCUGCUAAUAUGUUAGUGUCAUUGGGUAACUCAAGAUCAACAACUCCUGCUUUUUCACCUACUCCGCAAAAUCCUCUUUCUCCGCGCAUACAGUCACCAGCUGGACCAGGCAUGUACAGGAGCUCCAACUCAUUCACUCCCAUAUCCCCUCACCCGAGCUCACAGAUGAUGCAUGGAUAUGUCAACUCUCCUGCACGCAGCUGGAGCUCAACUUCUAAAUCUGGUAGCUCAUCAUCUGAACAUGUCUCACCAAUAACUCCUAGGUUUCCAGCUUUCCAACCAAAAGGAAUUACUGCUAAACCUCAUGCUUUAUCCUUAUCCAAGCAAGAAUUGGGGAGGAGUGAAGACUCUGGGAUAGACGUUCGAACUCCUAAAACACCUUUAUCAAAAGCUGUCUCUUUACCAAGUGUUUCUGCAGUCCUGCAGGCGCCAAUUAAAAUACCAACGGGGGUUGGACAUUCAGCCCACGUUUAUCAUGGUGCAGUGGAAAUGACUGGGAAGCCGCACCCUGAUCUGAAUAAACCUGCUCCUUUUGUGUCGUCGAAUCGGACAGCUGCCCCACAACAAAAUUCAAGUACUAGUAGCAUUUCAGCACCAAUCAUGAAACAAGCAUUAGGACAUCCAGUCUCUAACAACCCAACUCAACAUGUGACAAAUUAUCCAAAGUAUCAAAACGUUGCAGUUCAGCAAGCCACACGAACCGUUGAACCAGUUGUCAAUCGUCACAAUCUGAGAUCACCCAGCUCUGAGGCGGAACAAAUUCAGAAACCUAAUUCCAUGGCACCACCAGAACAUCAGGCACCGAUAUCUCGGCUACAUCAGACAGCAGCUGUACAUCCAGCGCCAACCACUUUGUUACCGAUGAUGCAGAUGAACGAGCAACCCAAGGAAGCAAGUGGGGCUGAAACAGGAAAUCAUGUAUCAGAGGAACGGAAAAUAACAAAUUCUAGUAAUGAGGUACAAGUUUUUCCAUGGCAUUGUUUGGUGCCGUUUCUUACGAAUACAGGACCGCAGCAUGCAGCCCCACCUACGCCCGAACCUACCUAUCAAAAACAAUCUGUACCACCACCAUUACCAGUUCCUCAUCCUAAUAUAAAUCAUUCACAGAGUGUCAGCGAGGCUCUUUUAAAAGAUGAUGAUGAUAUGGAAGAGGAGGAUGAUGAUGAUGUUUUUGAGCCAGUACCUAUGGAUGCUCCAAAGAAAGCCACUGUACUGCGAUCACCUGCCAAGAGAAGAACUCAAUCCUUAAGUGCUCUGAAAGAUAAAGAGGAACCAAGAAGUCCCAGAAAGACUAGAGAUAAGGAUCACAUAAGAAGACCAAUGAACGCCUUCAUGAUAUUCAGUAAACGUCAUCGAGCCUCUGUACACCAAAGACAUCCCAAUCAAGAUAAUCGUACAGUGAGUAAGAUCCUAGGAGAAUGGUGGUACGCACUAGGUCCGAAAGAAAAACAGAAAUAUCAUGAACUGGCUCUCCAGGUUAAAGAAGCUCAUUUUAAAGCUCAUCCGGAAUGGAAAUGGUGUUCUAAAGAUCGUAAAAGAUCAAGUACUAUCGCUGCAACACUUAAACAACGGGGAGGUCACCGUCUCAGUUCCUCGGAUGAUACAGGUGACCUUAGUAUCAGUGAAGAUCCUUUUGAUGUUGAUCUGCCACCACCCGUGUCGUUACCUCCAGCAGAGUUACCUCCACUUCCUGAUCAACACUCGUUAAAACAACGCUCACAGAGUUUUACAGCUCUCACCCAUAAAGAGGACUACACUCAAAGAUAUAUACCACGAGAAGGGGCUUUCCCAGAGGUCCCUGAACAAUCCAGCUCAUUAAUUCUCCCAAGAUCUUCAGCACCAGUGGCGUCAUCUUUAUCAACAACAGUGAUGUCAAGUCCAUUGCUACAGCAACAACACCAUCAACUUCCUUCACAACCAGAUCAGUCCCGCACCAGUUACCAUAGUUACACUAACAAUCCUGUACAGGCCUUACAACAAUCGUCACGACAGCUUAUAGCAUCACGUGGUGAUGAUGAUGACAGCGAUGAUGAAAAAAUGGUGAUUUGUGAAGAUGGUGAAGGUGGAUUAGAUCAAGGUGGAAUCGAUCUGAACUGUAAGGAACGGGUGUCAGAUAGCGAAACGGAUAGUCAGACGGAGGAAGACAGUUUGAUUGAAAACAAGGCAUUCCCUCAACAACGCUUUUCUCCUGUCAUGAAACCUUUGACUGCUGCUGAUAUUGCUUGUCGGCCUAAGCCGAUAAAAAGAGCGUGUAUCCCCGAGCAGAAGUUAGAAAUAGAGGGUCCGACGCACGACCCUGUAUCAGGACAGUUGACACCAAGACCUUCAAGCACUGGAUCAAGUUUUCAGGUUUUUAAAGCUCGUCCACGUGGCGGGAGAAUAAUGUCGAGUACUUACGAUGGAGGAGAGAUCAAUACGCAGUAUGUACAGAAAGAACGGUCAGACAGCCAUUCACAUUCCGGGAGUUCACGACUUCCACACACACAGCAACGAAUAGAGAAACUAGGUCAGAUGAAGAUCCAUAAUAUAACCAUGACAGCCCCUGAUAAGCAGCAGAUCUUUCCUUCGUCCAAUACGCAAACCAUGCUAGGUAAACAAAAUGGCAAAGGAGCCAUGUUGAGCAAGAUGACACAAAAGGCUCCCAAGUCGGCAAAAGUUUCAGCGCAGAGCCAGGCAGCAUUUCAGCAGUUCACUUUUCAACAGGCAGUUAAACAACCUGGAGUUCAAUUAACGAAAAACGUCACAUCGGGAUCAGUGCAAUUAGUAGCGACUGUAGUAUCGUCUGCUGGUCAGACCGGGCAAGUUCUGCCCACAUUCACUACCACAAGCAAACCAAUCACAACCCCCGUACCUAUAGCCUCCAAACCACUCGUUCCGUUAACACAGGCAACCACUACCGCUAGUACCGGAUCUCGUCCCGGAUCAGUGGGAGCCAUAGGAGUUGCAUCUCAACCUCUUCUAACGGGCAGUCCUGCAGCGGGAGGAGUAAAGAAUGUUGGAACAUUAGUUUUACAAAGUGUUCCCAGUAAUCAGUAUGUUGGUAGUAACUCGAAUUCUAAUAUACAGACCACGCCUACCUCCGCAGCUUUUAUCACCAUACGUAACAUGGCCACACCCCAAACAGCACAGAAUCAAAUGGGUCAACCCACCUUGCUGACAGUACUAAAACCAAAUCAGGCAAAUCACAACUUGCACGGGUCAGGAACCCAAACCUUUAACUUGAGUCAACAGCCGACCCACGUUCAGUAUAUCUUGCCUUCUGUUCAAGUGGCACCCCCUGGUGCCAAAGUAGAGAAUGUCUUACAAAUGGCGUUGCCCGGUACGACCAACAUCUUGGCAGUUCACAGCUCCAAUCAACAAGGACAACCGAGUCCUCAACCAAUGCAGAUGGGAAAGUUUCAUAUCACACAGCCACAGUCCGCUCAGCUUCGAAUGAACAGCAUUAAUAAUCAGGCGAAGAUUUUACAAACAUCACAGGGCAGCUUGUCUCAAAAAUUACAGCCCUCACAACAGAUGGUGACUCAACUGUUGACAGUUAGUCCAUCACCAGCGGUAGUGGCUACAUCCCAGGCCCAGGUGCAGCUCUCCCAAGCCAGGUUCACACAACCAGUAUCUUUAGCUGUAGCACCGUCACAGUUUGUACAACAACAGUCCAAUCAACCUGUUAUCACACAACAGAAUCAGCUCCAUUCACAGAGGCUCAUUUUACCAUCUAAUCAAAAGAUAGCCUAUGUACAAGGAUCAACUAGUACUAUACCUAUUGUUACAAGCCAGAAUAAAUUAGAUGGUCUACAGAGUUACUAUGUACCAGGUCCACAAGUGCUAAUUCACCCUCAAGUACGAUCACCAUCUAACGCGGCUAGUCCUGCACCGACGACUGGUAUAUUACAGACGAGUGGUGGAACAACUAUUGGUGUGAUGCAAGGUCAAGCCCAGAUCAUUCAAGCCUCACAGCCUAAAUUAUCUGUAUCGAACAACAGUCCUCCACAAUCUCACAGCCCUAUGUAUUCUCAAGGAAUGAAUGUUAGCGUAAAAGCCAACUAUUUUACUGUGCAAUCUGAGGGAAAAGGGGAUAUCGGAUAUCACAUCAGUACUAGCGCCGACAGUACCAACUUCCAGACCAAACCAAACAGGGUAAAGGCCACUACAGCUAGUAUUCCAGUGGCAACAGAAAGUUUACAGAGAGCACCGCCCACUUCAGUUUCUAAGCCAGUUUCCAUUAAUUCUAUAAAGUCUGUACCUUCACCGAACCAUACGCCAGAAAACACAAAACAGUCUACGUUACCUACCACUACAAGUCAGAUACAGCAACGAUUGUCAAGACCGCCACAAACUAUGACAUCGGCCAGUCAGCAGCAAGCAUUGUCAGGGAGCAUGAGUCAAGGAAGUUUUGACAGCCAGUCCAACGAUGGAAGCAAACCUCAGCGUUCGUGUAAAGGGAAGCGUUAUCGCGAAGAAUUUAAGUCGACCAUUCGUGACAGAAAACAGAGUAAACCGGUGACAUUUUCAGACAUUCCAGAAGAAAUUUCCCCGGAACCAUAUAAAGGGGAACAGGAAGUGAACGUUAGUAGUGAGAGUGAUAAUAUGCGAGGAUUACCUUCCUCCAUGCCAUCUGUAUCUCAACAGCAGACGCACUCGAAUCAGUCUGUUGAACCUUCACCUUCAUCAGAACAAACAGAUCAACAAUCACAGUUAAAACAGAAACACAAACCCCCACCAAUAACUGUUCCAUCUCAUCUAAAUGAUUUGGCUGCCAUGCCGUCACCGAGUAUUAACAGUCCGAGAAAAAGUUUCUUUAAAAAGAAUGUGGAUGAUGGAAUGGAUAAAAAAUGUAGCUCCCCGUUUAAUUCUAGGGUAUUGGAGAAUGUGGAUUUUGAGAGACAGUUUGAAUCAUUACCCAAAUUCAUACCUGAAACUUCACAAUCCCUUACUCCACUACCACAGUCUCCUAGAGCUCUCAUCAAUAACUAUAAAAAGAAGAAAAGACCAAUAUCUGGUUUAGUGAAAGGAGAUUCAGCUGAUGUGGAGAGCAAUAAAUUCUCAAGUGGAUCCGAGCCUGCCACGCCCAAAACGCCGAAAAGUGGACGGUUUGAUGAUACUGAAUUCUUUGGUCCUAAUUUUAAUCUUGAGGAUCUCAAACAGCAAGAUUUUCGAGCUAAAGAUUUUUGUGAGGGUGAUUUGAACUCUCCUCGUACACCAAAAACACCUUGCUCUCCGGGAACUUUCUCCAACAGAAGAAUACUGGAGCAAAGAAGACUGUUGGUCAUGCAACUAUUCGAAGAGUAUGGACUAUUUCCAACAGGCCAGAAUACAGCCACGUUUCAAUCCCAGCAUUCUGAUAUAUUCCCCAACAAAACUUGCCUGCAGUUGAAAAUUCGAGAAGUCAGACAGAAAAUGAUGGCCCAGUCCGCUGCAGCAAUGAAAGACUUCGAGGGCUAUCCGCCGAGCACAGCCUCAUCUCCAGCAUCUACACCCACCAGUGCUUUUAGUCAGGUCGAUUCAUCCGGAGGACAAAUGGGCAAUUACACGACCAGUCGAUCCAACUUUCCUACUCCCCACAGCCAGUUGGCUGUGAGCUCCAGUAAUAAUAGUAAUAAUAAUGUGUCUGGCUCGGGGAAUCCUUCUCAUGCUAAUCAAGGACAAAAUAAUGUUGAACAGCAGUAGAAUUUAUUUAUUACUAUAUGAUCGUGUUCAGUAUAUAUCUCUGUUACUUGUGAGAUAAGUGUUUUGUACGUGAGUGUAUUCUGUGAGACUGUGUUCAUUGGCUAUUUAUAACUUUGAUGAAGUUCAUACCACUAAUUGUUUAUUAAGGUCGUUUCGUUGUUUAUCGCAUGGUUUUUGGAUUUGAUUUGAAGCAGAAUUUGAUUGCCAAUCCAAAUAUAAUUCCUAAAUUUGUUCAUGAAAUUCAUCAAGUGGCUGUUUAUUUAUCAAGAUCCAAAAGGACAAAACAUGAAUUGGAUUGGCCUUAGUGCUGGCAUGAUAUAUCAAUUAAUUGAUGUAUCACGAUUCACCUUCUCACUAGUGUUGGCCUAAAAGAAAAAUAAUCCUGGGUCUAAAGAUGUAGAUAGAAAUAUUUGAGUUAAACCAUUUAAAGUGUUUAUUUAUUGUUACUGUAUCUCGCUAGUCUUGUUAGUAAUAAGAUUUCAUGCAACUCUAUAGAAGAUUCCAGUAGUUCCACGGUUUAUUAAAAGAGGGAUGCUCACUAGACUGUGGGUUAAGGGUAUCGGAAGUGGAGGGUUCCUAUAGAAUCCUCUACAGAAAGCAUGGGCCGUGGGUCUUAACAUUUCCUUGCACCCAACGAGAAUCAAACCCAUGGUUGCCCCUGUUUGCUUCGCAGUUGCCCAUCAAACACUCUACAACUGAGCUUUCACAAGCUAGGGUUAGGUUUAUUGUGGUUGUGCAACCAUCUCUAUGCUGUUUUGACCAUGAUAAAAAUGUCUAAAACCGUUAAUUGGUUCAUGUAUUUAGUAUACUGUAUAGCUGUGGCCCAUUGAACUCUCAGACUAGUGAACACCCUUUAAAACUAUAAAAAAUUUAGAGUACAUUCCUGGUAUUAGUGUAAUAUUUAGUUUAAUCCUGUAUUUAUAUAUUUAUGUGCCUUUAUAUAUUUUUUUUGAAAGAAGGGUUUGUACCUUGCUUCAGCUCAAGUUGUACUUCAUUGAGAUUUUAAAGAUUAAAUUUAGACAAAGAUUGAAGAAAGAAAAAUUACUUAAAUGUCAAAUAUUCUAAUUCUAAAAUAUAUAUUGUUGAACUGAUACUGCUGACUUGUGAUCCAAUGCCUUUCAUUAAUGAAAAUGUUUGUGUUUGAAUGAUACAAGUGAUUAUUACUUGUAUACAGAAAGAGGUUAGAAAUUAUACAGUAGUCGUUAAUUAGCAGGUGUGUUACUAGCUGUAAAAGAUGUCACUUCUAGCGUAAAAGCGUGACUAAUUAUAAUACCCAUCACUAUUGAAUACACAAAACUAACAAAUAGUAGUGUAUAUCAUUCAAUAGUCACAGUUUUUUAACACCUUAGUGACGUAACACCUAGGUAAUGUCUACUGUCUAAUUACUAACAAUUCUACUGCACUAAUGAACAUUAUGUGUAUAAAAUGACGACUUACAUCCGUUUGUGACAGAUAUUUUCAUUGGUAAAAGUCAUUCUUAAUCAAUCUUUUCUAAAUAUUCAAAAGCACAAGUGUUGUUAAAUUGUUUAAGCGGCAUUUAGUAACAGAAUGAGAAUAACACAUGACACAAUUAUAUUUACAAGUCACUAUACUAUAGUUGACAUUGUUUGCAUGAAUAAGACGAGAGAACCUUUGUCAAAAUGUUGCCAGAAAUAAACUUUUAACUAACUUGUUCUCCAUAUAAUUGUGUCAUGUUUUAAAUGUUUGUUAGUUGCAUAUUUGUAAUGAUGUAAAAGCUGUAAGAUUGGUUGUUGUCAAGUAUAUUAUUGUUCUGUAUAUAAAUGGUUUUAAUAUCUGGGGACUGCUAGUGAAGGAAAAUUUAAAUUGCUAUAUUUGACAGAUAUCCUCACUUUCAUUGGCUAAUGGCUAACAUCUGUUUUAGGAUUCUAAACUUUUAGCCAAUGAAAAUGGCCCUUCCAUUUUUGUUAUUUAGUUAUCUGUACUGUUAUCUGUACUGUUUUUAAGUAGUGUUGAUUUAUAUUCUUGUGGGCUGCCAUAUCAAAUUGUCUUUAAAUUCAGUAGCUUCUAUGGCAACCAAUUUCAAUUCAAGUUUGUUGAGCAACACACAUCUGUUGGUAUUGAUGAUAGUCUUGACAUAAAAGUCUAUCAUCAUAUCCUUCUGUUGUGCAACAGAAACCUGUUGUUGUUAGAUGAUACAGUCUUGACAUAAUAGUCUAUCAUGAACUUGAUUAUUCGGACUGUCUCAGAUUUUUUUUCCUGAAUACUCAGUGCUAGAUUUGUGUUGUUCUAUGUUUUAAAUUUGGCUUUCCAUGUUUAUUUGAAAAUAACAUCUUACCCAACGUAAUAAUCGCCUGGCUUUAAUAACACGCCCACUUGGUUUGGUUUUCCUAGGAUUGUAAUAUGCAGUGUUCUACUCGCAAGUUGUUAAAGUUAGGUUUUAAAAAGGUCUGGCAAACGAGAGGGGUAAUGACAACACCUUUAAAAGAGUAGCAGAGACUAGACAGGCUUAUAGAUCUUUAUAGCUGCUGGAUCAAAUGAUCUCUACUGCUGUCAACACACUCUUGAAACUGUAGCCGUUGUUAUAGAAAAACCUAGACCAUUAUCAAUAUCAGACUCUAUAAACAAAAGUCAGAAAUUCCUUAAACAACAUUCAGAUUCCUCAAACGAUGUUCAGAAACUUUAACUGACUUGUCAAUCAGCAUGUCAACUUGGUUUGUUCCAGUCCCUAAAGUGCAACAUUUUACUCUGUGUGACAACCCACAUGGUUCUAAGUGGUGCUCUUGUUCACUCUUCACUUCUCCUGUGGGACAGAUUAUUCUAACUCUUAUUUCUUGGCCGUUUGCCAAUAAAACGUGACAAGAAUAUUCUUUGGAACAUUCCCAAGGCAUUAACGGAGGCAGAAUUUGGAUGUAGACCAAUCAUGUCUGGAAUCGGCUUUCCAUGUCUGGAAUCCGCUUUUCAUGUCUGGAGUCAGCAUGAACAAUUUUUUCUCCAAGGAUCCUGGCGAUUAUUUCUAUUUGAAUAGGGUAUAAAUAAUAAUGUGAUAAUGUCUGUCUUGUCUUAAAUUAAGACAUCUAACUAAACACAAUCCUUCCAUAAUUUAUCAAAAACAAAUCAAGUGCUAAUAAAUACCAGAAAGAUGUAAAAUAUUUGUGAAAUAAGAAAAUUAGACUGUGAUACAUUAUGUCACGUUUUAUUUUUGUCUGUCACGUAUGUAUGUAAAUAUUCAGGUGGCCAUAUCUAAUCAAAACAUAAACGAUUUAUUGUAUAGUCGUGGAAGUUCAUGUUCCAAUAUCUGUAUCAGGGCUCUCAUUUAGGCCAUAUUGACCAGUCUUGACUGACUAGUUGUGGAAAUUGACUGGCAGGAGAACCUGAAUGUCAGUCAAUUAGCAUCCAUAAAAUUAGAUUGCUGUUAAAUUCAUAAUUUUUUGUCUAAACACACUUGACAGAUAUAAUAUUAAUAUGCCAUAAAAUUAAACUACUGUUAAAUUUAUAAUUGUUAUGUGUAAACACACUCAAAAAAUAUAUUUAAAAGUUUUGAUAAUGGUAAAAAUUGUCACAUACUUUGGAAUCAGCUGUAAACAUUAUUGACAUGCUGGCAAUUUAGUGAAGUUAGAGCCCAGAUGUCCACUCAUGUUUGAUAGCAUUUCUUUACAGUUUAUCAUCGAUUUUUUUUUUAUGGUUUAAAAUACGAGAUUUAGCAGCACUGUGACAAUUCUUAGAAAUCCUAAUGAUAAGCGACUCACUGGAUAUGCGAGAUUCACAAUAAAUUCUAAAAUUUGUUUUCUACCUAGAAAGAAUUUAAUAUUCAAAUUAAGUUGCUGGAUAGGAUUUGUAUCAUGAUUUUGCAAUUGGGAAUUUGGAAUUGCAGUUUUAUCAGUGUCUUAGUGAAUGUCUGUGGUAGACUGAUGGUUUGUGCAACAGAGGUUAAUUUGGUGCUGAUAGGAGCUAACUGAUUAAAAUUAGAAAUCUCUGUUGACUAGAAUGUCAGAGCAAAAACAUUGUAUAUUCAUGACUACAGUGAUCAUCACUUUAAAGGAAGUAUGAAUUCCAUUGAGAUAUAUUUGAAUUUCAUUUCCAUGCAUAUAGUUCAAAUUCAAUCAAGAAUGCUUUGUGUUGAAGUGCUGGUUUUAAAAAUUGCAUGUUGUACUUAAAUUCUUCAACAUGAUCCGAGAGUAUGUAUGUGGUUUGUUUUAGCGAAUAUUACACAUUUUAUCUCCAUUGGUAAAUCCUAUGAUCGUUAAGACGUUUUGUUAUGUUUAUAUUGUAAAUUAUAUGUAAAUAUUCCCCAAUCCCCCCCUCCCUCCUCCACUACACCCAUAAAAAUAUGUUGUUAAAUAUUUUCCAAUAUUGUAAAUGGGUUUCUGAAUGAAAAAUGGCAAAAGAUUAAUAGAAAGGGUUUGGUUAUGAGAUGAAAAGAAAUAUAUUUUCAGAAUAGUGACCAGAUUUUUUUUUUUGUGAUAUAUUGUACAUUAGUGAGCUAUGACUUGACUGAUGAUAAUUUGAAUUUAAAAAAUAUAUGCUGAUAGUUUGCAAUUUUUUAAUGGUGAAACUUUUAUUUUAAUAUACAGGACAUGAUUGUAUGGAAUACAAUUGCUGUUUGUAAACUGAGCGGUGUUUCGAGGGCAUAAAGACUAGAGAGUCCUAGUUACAACAUAGCUUAGUAAUUAACAACAAAUGUAUUCCAUAAAAAUGUGUCUUGAAAUGUCAUUGAAACCAUUAAACUUUAUUUUAAGUACUGUUAGUAAAAGUUCAAAUUAUCGGAAUGUCAUUUUAAGGGCAAAUCGAGGGAGAAACAUGUAUAUUUAAAAGAAUGGAUCUUCUGAUUGAGGGUGAAUUGUGUAUAUUUAAAAGAAUUGAUCUUUUAAUUAAAGAUUUGAGGGAGAGAAAGAGAGAAUGCUUGAGAUAAAGUGCAGUUGUUUUGUUAUGUAUGACUUUUAUUUUAAACUUUAAAUAAAUUAAUAUUAAUUAUUCUUGGAGAAAAAAAAAUUGUUAAAAGUUGUUAUCUAUUUUGUAGUUCUAUAUUUCUUGUUGCUAAACAUCCUGUAGAAUUGUUUUAUUAAACCAGUAUAUAUAAUAUAUAUAUAUAUAUAGUAUAAUGUACAGAUUGUUAUGAUUAUUACAUAUAUAAAACAUCCUCCCCCCUCCCCAGUAUAUAUAAUAUAAAUAUAUAUUAUAAUGUACAGAUUGUUAUGAUUAUUACAUAUAUAACAUCCUCCCCCUGCCCCUUUCUUCCUUCAUUAAUACCAAAACAAAUAAAAAAUAACUAAACAAAAAAAUGGAGAAAAAAAUAUCAAAUAUUAGUUAGUCCUUUUUUUUGUGUAAUAUAAAUGUUCACACUACCAUCUUUCUUGUAUUAUACUCAUCCAUCCAUCAUCAUCAUCAGAAAUAUUUUCAGUAAAUUUAUCAUUUGUAUGUAUUAAUGUUUUUCACCAAAUAUGAAUAAUUGAUUAAUUAAUUUUAGAUGAAAAAUGUCACCGAUUUUAAUGUCCUGUGCCUGAAUUAGUGUACAAAUUAUUCACCUUUUUUAUACAGUGAUAUGUUUUAACAUUUGUAAGAAUGGGCAUUUAUACAUAUUAGAUGUGUAUUUUUGAACACAGGAUCAGCUUGAUCUUUACAAGUUUUUAUUUUGAAUUGACCUCAUUGGGUAGAUGGCAAAAGGAAUUAUAUACUGGCUUCUAUAAUUCAAAGUUUUAUUUGUUGGUAGGAUAGUGAUGAAGGAAACCAGGAGCCACAUAGACUCAGUAAGAUGCUGGCUCAGAUAGGGAUGAAGGGAACUGAGAAUGUCAAAAGUAAAUGCUGGGAAACUAAUCAGAGGGUCCUGGCUUCAGAUAAUUAUGAAGGAAAAUGGGAACUACAGAGACUCUGUGAGUAAGACACUGGCUCACUAAUCAGAGGGUCCUUGGUUCAAUCCUGGUUUUAGCUGAAAUAUUUUCUCUGGAUUUUCCAGCAUGGUUUCUCCUUGUGUGGCUUGGCAAUAAUCAUUGUCCGGUCGUUUGAUUGGGUUGAAAAAACUAUGUACACUUUUGCAUGCACGUAAAAGAAACCUUGUAAGCUAAAAUUAGAUGAAGAGUAGGUAGUAACGCCGCUGUUUUGGCAAAAUUCCCCUCAUAGCUUAUGCCCAUCAUCAUUAGCAAGUUUGGCACAGAGAAGUAUGACGUUAAACCCCAUUUCAUUUCACAUUGUGUAGAAGAAGAAUAAGUCCAUUUAUAUAGCGCUAAAUUUCACUUCCUGUUGUGCUCUUAGCGCUCUCACAAAGUUAUGUUUUAUAGAAUUCUCCAAAUAGAUAAUUUUUAAAUUGUGCCUCUAAAAACUUAAGAAACUUGGAGAGAAAGAUACAAUGGACCACUUGGCAGCCAUCUUUAGUCAGUAGUCAAUACCUCAAGCCAAAAAUUAAGAUGAUUUGAUUGGGUGGCCAUUUAAUUAUAAUUGAGUAAUGCUGAUUCCAUCUACCCAAUGCAUGACUUCAUUAUUUGCCACAAAAUAAUUUUUCCUUGUCUUGUGUUUGAAAAUACAGGCCUACAUAUUAUUCUAAACAAAAAAUUUCUAGUUUUAGUAAAUUGCAUCCAGAAUUUAUUUGAGUUACUGUUUUAGACCUCUUAGUAUAACUGUUGUCCGUAACAUACCACAACCCCAGACAGAUUGCUUUAGGAAGCUUAUCUGUAAAUGAGGGCUCUCAUUUAAGUCUUGGGCGCGUUUUCCAUGUAUGCCUUUCUGCUGCGUUUUUGUUUGCAUUUACACCAGUUACAUGGAAACGGUCCCAUUAUAUUCGCAGGUGAAAACACGUACAUGGAAAACCUGCCUUAAAUUUAUAGUUUUUAUGCGUUUAAAAUUGUCAAAUUCUCUGAAAAAUAUAUUUUGUUAAUUCAAGGUAAAUAAACCAUGUUAACGAGAAAUGACUGACUGAAAGCCCUUAUUAAAUUUUAAAUAUCUGACCCUAAGUUCACACAGCAUUCUCAGACUUAAGUUAAAAAUCUACUUGAAAUUGUAACUAAAAUAUAGCCCUUUAUAAAACUUUUGUUGUUUUAAUGUAUCAAUUAUAUAUCUAUGUGCAAAGUUUUGUGUUGGUGGAUCAAAGAUAUUUCUCAUAAAGACUGAUUGAAAGUUGAGUAAAUUCUUAAAGGUGCAUUAUUCAAGAGCUAUAUUUGCCUAUUAUUCAAGAGCUUUAAGCCUUAAAUGUGAUAUAAAUUAUUAAUUAGAUAUUUAUUAACAUGACAAAACCAUAAUAAACUCCUAUUUUGAGUAGAUUGGAACAGUUUGGCCAUUUAACGAUUUAAUUUAAAAAUGGAGAAGCGAUACUAAGCCUUGAUAAACAAUCAUUGCACAGAUCUUGUUAAAACUACUAACGGUGUCAACUUCACUCAGAAUAAAGUAAUUUGAAUGAAAUUUUCAAUACAUUCAUUUUGCAUUAUCUAUUCUCGAACUAUUCUAGCAAGAGGCCAGUUCUUUAUCUAAAUCUUAUAUAAUAUAUGUUUAACUUAAGUCUGAGAAUGCAUGUGAACUCGGGGCAAGUAGGACCUAUUAUCUGUUUCUGGGCUAAUGGUUAUGGAAAGCUAGUUUAGACUUCCAGUUUAGUUUAUAUAAAGUGAAGGGAAUUAAUUAGAUGAGUCCAAUGUUAAAUUUGUAAUACACAGCUGCCUUGUAUCAAUCCCAAAAUAGUCAAUAGUUUUAUUUGAAUAUUUUAGUUUAGUUAGUCAAAAUGAAAAUAUUCAAAAAUCAGUAUCCAGAUAAAUUGUCUUAAAGGCUUGAGGAGUCAUUUGCAUUUUUAUCAAAAUAUCAAAUUUCUCAUGGCUUAAAAACACGCUGAAUAUGUACUGGGAUUAAUUAUUUAACUUUUAAUUACGAAAAGAAAUACAAAUUACCAAUUCUUGCGGCGUGGAUUUUAUUGGAUUUAAACUAGGUCCAUCAGGUUAUUCCAGUACCAAUAAAAGAUUAUUGCAUCUUGUUAAUGCUCUAGCAGCAUAGAUCAAUGAAAUUUCAAUUUAUCAUAACUUUGUAAGUACUGAACAGAAUUGAUAAAAUGAUGACCUGGGACCGUAUUUACAAAAACUUAAAUUAAAAUAUUUUAAAAAUUCAACCCAUACAUUUGCCAAGAGCUAAAAAUUUGUACAGGGAUAUUAACUCUCAACCAAUGAAAUGCCAGCAUCCAUAAUAUAUUUUAGUUUAAGUUUUCAUGGAUUCGUUCCCAGAUGUAUGGACAGUUUUAUUUAAGCCAUAUGAGAACUCUCUUAAUUUUAGGUAAAAAAAUAAGAUCCGUGGAUUAUUUGUUGAUUGGUACAAAGCCAGUGUUUUUGUGUAAUUUAACCUGUUUUUACCCAAUGUUAUAUAUGUACAGUAAUACUAUGUGGAAGAAAGAUAUAUAUAUAUAUAUAUAAAUUUCUAUAGGUACACCCACUGGUUGUGUUGUACAUUACCACCUGUUAUAUGUCAGUCAAAUCCACAAUAAAUGCACAUAAAACAUU